CAGAGGGAGCAGCAGGAGGAGGAGGCAGAGGAGCUCCUCACUCCUUCUGUGGAGGUUCUGUCAGAGGAAGCCCGCUGGAUGAAGGCUCUUCUGGACACGAUGGUUCUGACCGCGCUCAGCCAGUUUAGCUGCAAGGUGAAUGUUGAUGACACCAUUGAGAUGCUACCAAAAUCAAGGAGAGCACUUACCAUUCAAGAGAUUGCUGCUUUAGCACGAUCGUCCCUGCAUGGUAUUUCACAGGUGGUGAAGGACCAUGUGACAAAGCCUACAGCCAUGGCGCAGGGCAGAGUGGCCCAUCUCAUAGAAUGGAAAGGCUGGUGCAAGCCUAUGGACACUCCAGCAGCCCUGGAGUCAGACUUCAACUCUUAUUCUGAUCUGACAGAGGGAGAGCAGGAGGCACGCUUUGCUGCUGGUGUGGCAGAGCAGUUUGCCAUCGCUGAGGCUAAGCUGAGGGCCUGGUCCUCCGUGGACGGAGAUGAGUCCAACGAUGACUCAUAUGAUGAAGAUUUUCUGCCUGCUACUGAGCCCAGCACACAGAGCACAGAUGUGACAUCUUCUUAUCCACCGUACUUGAAGGACCUGAUUCACAGCCAGCUUUGCCAACACCUGGGUCUGUGGAGGCCCUGUUCUGAGAAUGGGGGAGGGAUUGGAGAGGUAGGUGGCAGCAGAGAGCCCUCCCCCACCACAGGCUCCUCCCCAGACACACUGUGCUCCAGUCUGUGCAGUCUGGACGAGCAGCAUCCGCUGCUGCGCGACUUGGGCAGCCACCACUGCAGCCACUCCCAAAGCAACGCUGCCGAGCUCGCUGCCAAGAUCCUGUCUGCGCUGCAUGGUGGAGAGGAGCUGCUGGCUCGACUUCAGAGGGUGGGGCAGAGUGGGCCUGGUGGGAGGGACUUUGGCUUCCACAGCCUGGGUGGGGUGGGUCGAAGCAGCAGGUCCUUUGGGGGUCAGGACUCUCCCUGCUACUCCACUUCUUACUCUGAGACAUACCUGUCACCUGGGGAGGAUGAUGACACUUCCUGCAAGGACUAUGAGAACACUGUGGGUCAGGAGGAGACAGAGGGCAACAGGGGGGAGUACCCACUUGACUACAACCCCCGCAGGAGGGUGUCCGAUGUGGCCUCCUCAGGGGUGGUCUCACUGGAUGAGGAGGAUGAAGAGGAGGAGAUGGAUGGGAGAGCAGGCAAGCCCAACAACCAAUGA
Molecule: messenger RNA, 1203 nt
Organism: Nematolebias whitei (Rio pearlfish)
Lineage: Eukaryota; Metazoa; Chordata; Actinopteri; Cyprinodontiformes; Rivulidae
Gene: fam131ab
Exons: 5
Coding region: 79-1203 (374 amino acids)
Source: RefSeq, a predicted model, not a curated record